Molecule: messenger RNA, 876 nt
Organism: Penicillium atrosanguineum
Lineage: Eukaryota; Fungi; Ascomycota; Eurotiomycetes; Eurotiales; Aspergillaceae
Product: haloacid dehalogenase superfamily protein
Exons: 3
Coding region: 1-876 (291 amino acids)
Molecular function (GO): phosphatase activity
Source: RefSeq, a predicted model, not a curated record
AUGGCUCAGAACAAGGAACUUCCCCGCAUCCGGGCAUGUCUCUUCGACAUGGACGGCCUGCUGAUUGACUCAGAGGACAUUUACUCGAGGAUCACCAACGAGGUCCUCCAGAUGUAUGGCAAGCCUAACUUGCCUUGGUCGAUUAAGGCCCAGUUGCAGGGUCGUCCCCAGCCCGAGGCUAGCAAAAUCUUCCACGACUGGGCGAAGCUGCCCAUUACGCCCGAAGAGACCGCGACCAAGCAGUAUUCUCUCCAGGCUGCAUACUUCCCGAGUUGUGGACCUCUGCCAGGUGUCCCUGCCCUGCUCUCCAACCUUGCAGCAACCCAAUCCACAGACCAGCCCUGCCACAUUGCAUUGGCUACAUCCUCCAAUAGCAGGAAUUUCAAGCUCAAGACCGACCAUCUGACCGAUCUCUUCUCUGUAUUCCCUCAAAUACACCGCGUCCUCGGUGACGACCCUCGGAUCGGAAAGGGUCGAGGCAAGCCCCUACCCGACAUCUACCUUCUCGCACUGGAGACCAUCAACCAGGACCUGCGUAGCAAGGGCCAAACCGAGAUCAAGCCCGAAGAAUGCCUCGUCUUUGAGGAUGCCGUUCCUGGCGUCGAGGCCGGCCGUCGUGCCGGUAUGCAGGUCGUCUGGUGCCCGCACCCGGGUCUCCUCGAGGCGUACAAGGGCCGCGAAGAAGAAGUUCUCGCUGGAUUGACGGGAGCUCACAAGGAAGAAGAGAAGAGUGAAGCAGAGAAAGAGGCCGACGAACUGCAGGCAUGGCGUGUCCAGAGUGCUGGUAAGGUUGGCGUGCUGGGCGAUGGAUGGGCACAGCUCUACACCUCGCUGGAGGACUUCCCCUACGCAAAAUAUGGCAUUCAGCUCCCGUGA